This is a messenger RNA of Mesorhabditis spiculigera, 426 nucleotides long. NCBI's taxonomy places the organism in Eukaryota, Metazoa, Nematoda, Chromadorea, Rhabditida, Rhabditidae. The record is from the annotation of a GenBank genome assembly.
AUGUCUGCCCGCUAUUCAGCGCUCCUCGCGCUAACCCUGCUCAUCGUCCACCUCGACUUCUCCCGCGCCGUCAAGUGCUACAAGUGCAGCACCAUGAUGGGUAGCGAAAGUGAAAGCGUCAACGAACGCUGGCCGCCUCACCCGGACUGUCUGCAAGGCAGCAAGGAGUUGCCGACCUGCGAGAGCGCUUAUUGCGUCGCAAUUAUGGGUGCUAAUGGAACGUCGAUGCUGAGAUUCUGCUCCGAUGGGCCGACACAAUGCGGCAAGUACGAAGGUGGUGGCGUAGUUACGUGGAGCUGUGGCUGCACCACUGACCUGUGCAACGACUGGGAUCCGGCCACGUUGAAGGCGAAGACGUCGUCCAACACCACCUUCCUCAUCGCCAUCGCCAUCGCCGUCGUCGUCGCCAAGAUGCUCGCCCUUUUC